GUAAACAAGUAAAGAACAACUGCUGGAUUACACGCGGAGAGCGCUUACUGUCGCGCUCUGAACCAGCAGGUCGUUUUAUUGAAAUGUCUGUCACUAAGUGCCUGUGGACGGCCUCUCUGGGGCUGUUUCUACGACUCCUCUAUGGACCCGUGUUCGUCUCAGCCACAUUCCCAACCACGCAGGCGAAGCUCAAUGACCCCGCUGACCUCAACUGCAGUGUCCCAUGCCCAGGUGCGAUCCAGUGGUGGAGGAAUGGUGAACAAGUGGCUGAGUGUGGACCUGGUGCUAAAACAGGACUGAAGUUCUCCUGUACAGUAAAUAAAGGACAAAGUACGCUGACCGUUCCUCAGGUCAGCCACGCUACCAGAGGCUUCAACUCCGCCUACUGCGGUGGGAGAGAGAUGUUUGACUGCCGGCAGCUUCUCCAUCUUCUUCCUCUCGAGUCUGAUCUUGAGCUGGAUGCUGGAGAACAUCUUGAACUGGAUCUGCAGAUUUCCCAGCCAGUGAUCAUAAUGGUCGCAAGGCCUGCUGUCCUCUCCACAGUCCAGCUGUGCAGUGUGAAUGGACGUCAGUAUCAGUGUCUUCCUGAAUAUCAGCCCAGAGUCCUCAUCGUUAGAAACACCUUCAUUUUGAUGGACAUGAUGCCUUCAGACAGCGGGAACUACACUGUACAGGAGAAGGACAACACACCGGUCAGCAUUUCACACGUGACCGUCAAAGGAGGGAAGAGCUCCAGUAUCCAAAUAUAUACCCCAGACACAGAGAACCGUGACUACAAACACAUCUUCAUCAGCUCAGUGAACGUUGUGGAGGACAGCUGGAUAUGGAAGAGCGCCUAUGAGAAGGGAAACAGCGAUGGAUAUCAGACGGGAGUGGGGUUUGGAGUACUGGCUGUCGGAGUUGCAGCUCUGGUCAUCAUGAUUGGAGUAUUCUUUCUUGGUGUGUUUACUGCACCGCAGAUGCGUCCUCAGAUGGACAGCUGUGUCCAGAUGCCCAGAGGUAGAGAUUCCUCAUGCAGGAAUCUAUCUGAGGAUGAGGAAAGGGGGCAUUCCCUGGCAUUAAAUGGUGUCAGCUAGAGUUAAGAAGAAUAAGCAGCUUCUACUGCCUUGAACAAGUUUUCGUUUUUUUAUGGAUUCCAAGUAUUUGAAGUUCUGAAAAGCAGAAAAUCUUGCUUUGACCCUCAGUCACACGGACUGUCUUCAUGUAGAAACAUCUUGUUUGGUUCCUUCUCCUCACUAAAAGGAGCCAAACUUCAGAUGUCUACAGGCAGGGUCAUGAAACACAGCAGCAAGAUUACAGCUGACCCCUCUCAUCCUGGACAUCAGCUCCUCCAGCCACUCCUCUCUGGUAGAAGAUUCAGGACCAUCAAAGCCAACACAGCCAGACAUGCUAAGAGCUUUUCCCCCCAAAAUUCUCAUUAACAGGGGUGGACCAAGUACACAAACGAUGUACCUGAGUUAAACCAUUUGUUGAGUGGGCUUGUUCACUUACUGCCCGUAGAACAUUGGACAAUGUUUCACCUCUGCCAGCUAUUUACAGGUUUUACAUGAAGUCUUUAAAAAAUAGAAAUAAUAUAAAGAACAGAAAUUCUUACCCAGGAAGUAUCAGUAAAGGAAGUUUUAUCAAAGUAGGGAUAAACAGGGAAACAGAGCUUGGUCUCCUACAGUUUAGCGCAUCGCCUCAUAUGCUGGUGUUUCUGUUGCAUUACUAUUUGGAUUUUUUAGCUGCUGCUUGUUGGUUUCAUUGUCAGCAACGGUCAGAGCCGAUUAGCUUUUAGGAAUCAAAAAUGUUCCUGAAAACAGGUCAGAAGCACAGGAACACCAUCAUAGUCAUGUCUCUUUGAAUGUUCUGUAAGGAAACCACUUUCAGGAAUGUCAGGCAGGUCCAAAUCAUUUUGGCUGUUACUUGUUUUCAGCUCUUGAAAAUCAGUAUCAGUGAUUUAUUAUCAUAUCGGUCAGGUAUUGAUUCUCACCGAGCUCCAGCUUUGUGCCUUUACCGUCCAGCAUUCCAGCUGAUUCUCUGUGCCAAAGUCUGUCAAUGCUCUGCUGUUGUGCAUCACUGUUUCUGAAAUUGUUGUUUUUUAUUGUUGUUGUUGUUGUUUGUAUGUGAUUGUAUGGAAGAUGCUGGCUGUUUAUUCAGUGUUUGUCUUGUGAGCCAAAGUACAGAACUGCACUGCUUUAGUAUAAGCUGAAUUUAUGCCAGCUCAGAUUGUUACAGUAAGUGAUGUGUAUAUAUAUAUAUAAAUGGCUUUAUUCCACUUUUAUAUGCCAUUUAUUACAUAUUUGUUAAAAAUGAGCAGGAUGAUCAAGUUUUGACUGAGUUGUGCCGGCUCCUGAAGAUUGCUCCGUCUGUUUCGGCCACUCGGUGGUGGUGGUGGUGGUUUCAGUGGUGCUGAGGACAGAAAUCUCAAUCACAGCGACACUAAUCCAGCAGUCUUCCACCUCUGCCAAGCUCAGGAGUCCAUGCUGUGAUGUGCUGUAGAUGGAAGUCUCAGGACAAUCUUACAGGAGUUUAUUAGAUUUUUAAUCAUUUAUUAAUGAGCUUUUAAACACCAAGUCUGUAAAGCUGCACCAUCAGACAGCACAGCAAUACCAGCUUUUCCCAAAAAGAGUGUACAGUAAUAAAGGUAAACGCUUUGGUAGUUGAUGAAAUAUUGACUUUUAAACGUUUUGUCCUCUUUUUGUCUCAGUUUUUUCAUGUCUAAGUGCCGUUUUCUAAUUCGGUUGUCUUGUACUGGAGGUUUGCUUUAUUACUUGUUUGCAUUCUUCUUCUUCAUAAGCGCCGUGAACGUCCCCUGUCAGACAUGGUGGUCAUUGUGUUCUUAGUGUCUUCACUGUGCCAGUACACAGAAAACGCCGGAGGGAACUCCACAGAUUUUCCUAAAAUUCUGCAGAUUUAAGUGGUGAAAAUGUAACAGGGCGGGUCAGAGUGGUUUGGUGUGAAAUGCUCUGUUCUGGUGAAAGGAGGGAGACAUGCAGGGCGCUGUGCGGCAAAAUAGUCCCCAAAGAAAACUCGUUAUUCCAGAUUUUCCACUAUUUCCCAUCA
Pygocentrus nattereri (red-bellied piranha) is the source of this 3045-nucleotide messenger RNA. RefSeq lists its product as uncharacterized. Bases 84 to 1076 code for a protein of 330 amino acids. The transcript has 6 exons. NCBI's taxonomy places the organism in Eukaryota, Metazoa, Chordata, Actinopteri, Characiformes, Serrasalmidae. The record is from RefSeq and is a predicted model, not a curated record.